AUGUCCGAAAGUACAAAUUUAGGCAAUAAUAUCUGUAAAAGUUUUGACUUGUUGAAAAGUUAUUUAGGGACUGGAUAUUAUUUCAAUGAUUCCAACAAGUCAAAGAAGACAAACAUUUGCAACAUUAAUGAAUGGAAGAGAUCAAGUAAGAAGCACAAAACACUGAAAGAAAUUAAAGAGAAAAUUGAUCAGAUGUUCAAUACAAAGCUACCACUGAAAGAAGGAACAUCUACAGAAUUGAAAAAAACAAACAGACCCCUGCCACUAUCAUCUGAUCUUCAUAUUGCCAGCAAAAAACUAGGUUGUCAGAAGGCAGAUAAAAAGAGAUGCAACCAGUCCAGAGCUCCAAGAUUUAUCUUUGGAGAUAUUGAUCACCUCCCGGGACCUGGUAUGUACAAUAACACAUAUAAAUGUUUCGGUCCCAAAAAAUCGUUCAGAAGAAAUUAUCAAGAUUUUGGCAUUGGUUGGAAGAUUAAUAGAUUCUCAUUGAACUCUUCUGGGUCCGGUCUUGCACCAGGAAUGUACAAAGAAGUUGAAACGUGCAAGAAGUCUAUUGCUCCGUGGAGAGAUAAGCAAGAUUAUCUGGCCAGUCCUGCUCAGUUUGAUGUUAGAACCGAUACAAUUAAGAAACUCAAUAAGAACAGGCAACGAGGAUUGUUUCAGAAAUCGGCACGCUUUCCAUUGAAAGAGUACCUUCGUAACGUCAUUGAAUCACCAAGCUAUGCCUCCAGAUCUGCAAAUAUUCCUGGUCCCGGCUCCUACAACCCAAUCUACCCAUUCAAAUGUCAGAAGAGGAAGCAGGAGGGAGAAGAUGAUGAAGGGAUGUGCGUCACCAUCAGCAAGUUGAAGCCUGCUUUCAACAGUACCACUCCUAGAAUGUUCAAGUUUCUUGAAUGUUCCACCGCUAAAUUGUCCGAACCAGGCCCCGGAAGGUACACGACGGACAGCAUGAUCAAUGAGAGACACCAGCACACCUACUACAACGUUUUCAAAUCCAAAUCCGAAAGGAUGACUAAUGAUGAUUUUCUCAGCCUUGGGGAAAGAUUUAAAGCGACAGGAGCAAUGAACGCACCAAGGUGUUCGAGAAAGGAAAGAGACGUUUGCAUGGACCACUUAUUUUAUUGA
Messenger RNA from Helobdella robusta, 1125 nucleotides. RefSeq lists its product as hypothetical. The coding region runs from base 1 to 1125 and encodes 374 amino acids. Lineage: Eukaryota; Metazoa; Annelida; Clitellata; Rhynchobdellida; Glossiphoniidae. The record is from RefSeq and is a predicted model, not a curated record. The transcript has 10 exons.